This is a messenger RNA of Salvia splendens (bonfire salvia), 696 nucleotides long. RefSeq lists its product as uncharacterized. Bases 1 to 696 code for a protein of 231 amino acids. The transcript has 3 exons. The record is from RefSeq and is a predicted model, not a curated record. NCBI's taxonomy places the organism in Eukaryota, Viridiplantae, Streptophyta, Magnoliopsida, Lamiales, Lamiaceae.
AUGAAUACAAGGGAAUUAUCAGAUGAAGAGCUGGCCGAAGCUAUUUCAGAAUUUUGUACGAAUCCAGAGUCAGCCAGGUCAAGGGGAUUAGCUCAUGUAGCUAGUAUGGAAAAUUCUUCCAGGUCUGGGAAGGGAAUGACAACAGAAGCUAUAGAAAAAAAUCCCUUGCCCCAGGAAACAAGUUCCCCCAAGAAGGAAUUAAAGACGCUACCGCCAGGACUCAAGUAUGCCUACCUAGAAGAGAACGAGAAUUUCCCGGUAAUCAUCAACAGCGAUUUGGCCAAGGAACAGGAAAGGGAGCUACUGGAGAUAGUGAAUGGGUCAGCCCGGUUCACAUGGUACCUAAAAUGUCAGGAAUUCAGGCACUUUUCAACACUGUAUAUGAGUAUCUUCUCGGAUCUACUAGAGGAUUGUAUUGAGAUUUUUAUGGAUGACGUCACUGUAUAUGGGGACUCUUUCGAGUCCUGUUUAGAUAGCUUGGACGUAGUAUUGAGGAGGUUCCAAGAAAAGAGUUUGGUCCUUAAGUUCAAGAAGUGUCACCUCAUGGUACCCAAGGGAAUCGUCUUGGGGCAUGUGGUUUCGGAGAAAGGCAUACAGGUGGACCAAGCAAAGGUUGAAGUGAUUUCGAAGUUGCCUUACCCAACGAAUCAGAAAGAAUUUAGGGGAUUCCUAGGGCAUGCAGGUUUUUACAGAUGA